Amphiprion ocellaris (clown anemonefish) is the source of this 456-nucleotide messenger RNA. RefSeq names its product fer3-like protein (gene ferd3l). Gene Ontology annotation, molecular function: DNA-binding transcription factor activity, RNA polymerase II-specific; protein dimerization activity; RNA polymerase II transcription regulatory region sequence-specific DNA binding. The record is from RefSeq and is a predicted model, not a curated record. The transcript has a single exon. Gene Ontology annotation, biological process: regulation of transcription by RNA polymerase II; developmental process. Bases 1 to 456 code for a protein of 151 amino acids. Lineage: Eukaryota; Metazoa; Chordata; Actinopteri; Pomacentridae.
AUGGAGAUGCAAGGCCGCUUAGUGGACUCCACCUUAAUCAACUUUGUCAGUGAUAUGAACCUGAUGGAGUUUCCACCAAAGUAUGCUUUAGCACCUAAACAGCAGGUGGAUGACACCCCAACCAGUCCGAGCAACCAGACGCGGCUGAACGACUCGUCCUGGAGCAGAGACCUGGAGGACGGUGUGCGCGCCGAGCAUGUGAUGAUGGGUUCACCGAGGUACUACGGGACGCACGGACACACCAGGUCCAAACGGAGGAGGAUCAUCACCGUGGUCCAGCGGCAGGCGGCCAACGUACGGGAAAGAAAGCGGAUGUUUAGCCUGAAUGAGGCUUUUGAUGAACUCAGGAGAAAAGUUCCCACAUUCGCCUACGAGAAGAGACUCUCCCGUAUCGAGACGCUGCGCCUCGCCAUCGUCUACAUCUCCUUCAUGACAGACCUGCUGGAGAACACCUGA